UUCAUCUCCAGCUUCGACUCCAUUCACGACACUUCAACUUAUCACCAUUAACAGUCUCGAACUCGCCAUAUCGAUCGCGAUUUCAGACGCCUGCGCUUGGAUUGAUUGGCGUAGAUUCUCAGUCGCCAUCCUCCAGCGACCUUCAUAGUGCUCCUGCACAAACAUCAUAUCACAGUCAAAAUGGCCUCGGCAACAUUAGACCUCAUGCGGAACAACCCGCUGACUGCCAGUGUCGCUGAUGUCUACUCUUCAUUCCACGAGCGACGCGCAAAGCUAGGACUGACGAACCCGGGCACGGUCGAGAACUUGGCAAAGGAGGUGCAGCGCGAUGUCUUCACAAACAACUAUGCCUUCAGUGGCCUGCGAGGAGAUUUUACAAGGGCUUUCAACUUGAACCCUCUUUUCCAAGUGUCACAUAACUUUGCUGUUGGCGAGCGCAUGCCCCCGUAUACUUUUGCUGCCAUGUAUGGCUCUAGCAAGGUCUUUAUGCAGGGCAGCGUCGACAACGACAUGCAGGUCAACGCGCGCUUCAACUGGCGGUGGUCGGAUGCCCUCGUUAGCAAGACGCAAUUUUCGCUCGGCACCGGAAACCAGGAUAUGGCCCACCUCGAAAGCGAGUACACCGGCAGCGACUUCACCACCUCGAUCAAGGCUCUGAACCCUUCAUUCUUCGAGGGUGGACUCACCGGAAUCUUCAUGGGUAGCUACAUGCAGUCGGUUACCAAGAAGCUUGCUCUCGGCAUGGAGGGUGUCUGGCAGCGCGCCGCUCUCUCACAGCCCCCAGACACGGUCAUGUCCUACGUUGCCAAGUACAAAUCUGACGACUGGAUCGCCACGGGUCAGCUGGCCGGAGCUGGUGCUCUCAGCACGACCUUUUGGAGGAGAAUUUCCGAGAAGGUGCAAGCCGGCAUUGAGAUGACUCUGUCUCUGGCUCCUGGGGACCCUGCCGGCGGCAUGAUGAUGGGUGGCCCUUCGAUCCAGGCCGAUGGUGUUACUACUGCCGCCGUAAAGUAUGACUUCCGCAUGUCGACCCUUCGCAUGCAGGUUGACACCAAGGGCAAGAUGACCUGCCUUGCCGAGAAGCGUAUUGCACCAGCAAUCAUGAUGACCAUCGCUGCCGAGGUCGACCACCCUACCGGCGCUGCAAAGCUUGGACUGGGCGUCUCGCUCGAGUCUGGUGGCGAGGAGCUCCAGGAGCGCCAAGAGGCUUUGGGAGCUGCCGCACCGUCACCCAACAUUCCUUUCUAGUUGAUCCAUGUUGCCGAUAACGACACGACCUAGGAUCACCGGAGCCUCUGUACAACCAAGAGAUUGUAGUCCGGCCGCUCUUCGACUCCACUCGUCAGCCGAAGUCAAACGUCACCAACCUCACCGUAAUUUAAUGAUCUCGCUAUUUGGGAUAUGCUACCGCAGCCACAAAGCGUCUCGAUCUUUCAUAUUCUUGUCUUUUUAUCACCUCUGUACCUCUGUUGUCUUAUUAUUAUCGGAUGUCUCGAGGCGCGGUUGCUGGGAACAGCGAAACAAAAUCGGCGGUAUUUGUCAUCUGCAUAUCUUCUUCACGACCGAUAGACAUGUUCUUUUUUCUUUCCUUGGACAAGAGUCCAACCGCAGUCACUGGGUAACACUCAUAUGCGAGCCGAGUUACCUCCUCUUGAUCGGGCUCCUGCAGGGUCCGAUUUUGAGUGCAUGUAUUAUAAAAAUUACGGCCAUUGGCAAAUCGGACAAAGCUGAAGAUGGUUUGCAUCGUGAGGCUGAAAGAUUUUGAUAAUGGUCCAUGAACAGACUGUUAUUUGAGGCCACCAAAGCCCGAUGGAGGCUGACAUGUAAAUAUUGGCAGGUCGAUUCAUUUGUAAAAAAAAGCAAUCUCCGAC
Molecule: messenger RNA, 1871 nt
Organism: Pyricularia grisea
Lineage: Eukaryota; Fungi; Ascomycota; Sordariomycetes; Magnaporthales; Pyriculariaceae
Exons: 3
Coding region: 181-1248 (355 amino acids)
Biological process (GO): protein import into mitochondrial matrix
Cellular component (GO): mitochondrial outer membrane; mitochondrial outer membrane translocase complex
Molecular function (GO): transmembrane protein transporter activity
Source: RefSeq, a predicted model, not a curated record